Suillus fuscotomentosus is the source of this 486-nucleotide messenger RNA. RefSeq lists its product as uncharacterized. The record is from RefSeq and is a predicted model, not a curated record. The coding region runs from base 1 to 486 and encodes 161 amino acids. The transcript is spliced from 3 exons. Lineage: Eukaryota; Fungi; Basidiomycota; Agaricomycetes; Boletales; Suillaceae.
AUGUCUGCAACUCCUGCAUCCACUUCUGGCACUCUGAAUGCUGGAAGCCAUUACCGACCCCUGAAGCUGAGCCUUGGAACUAUUUCCUGCACAUUGGCAAUGGCUGGAUCGCGCGUCCAUGCAUGCAUCUCUCAAUAUCAGACGGAAGCUGCCAACAAUGGUGUAUCUUCUGACUGGAUCAAGUAUUUUAAAGCUGGGCUGCAAUGGGAGAUGAAUACUUUUGUCACACCACUCCUACAGUACUCCGCUUCACAGAAUAUCAUUGAAGGUACAACAAUUCAGAUGCUUAAUGUUGAGGAUGAUGCUUUGGUUCUUCCAGAGAAGUUGAAAAACACUUCGACUCCACCACUUAUGGGACUGAGGUUCAUUAAAGAACACAUGGAAGCAUUGAUGGAGGAGCAAGAUCAGGGCAUCAAAGCCAAGAUGGGAGAGGUGAAGAUGUACACUGACAUGUUAGAGAAAUUGAGGAAAGGCAAAGGAGUGUAG